UGUAAGUAGCGCUCGUCAUUUGAAUAUGUGCAGCCUAUGCAAACUUAGCAGAAUGGAUGUGAGGGAGAGCAGCGAGAGGAGUGGCUUCGACCGUCUCAACUCACCCAUUCCUGAACCUGUCAGUACAGAAGGCACCACAAUCCGAGGCAUUUCGUUAAGUUUUUAAAAUUUGUGAAUUAAAGCGGAAGGAAGCAAAACUAAUAAUUUCCACUAAAACAACAACGAUGCAUGUCUCCUGUAAGAAGCGCCUUGGUCUGAUUGUAUUCGCUGGACUAAUGCUGGUAGCCCUCACUCACUUUUGGAGCCAUGGCACCACCUCAACGGUUGACAUACGGUCGAGACAGGACAGGCCAACAAAAAAACGCUUAAGUGGGAAAAAUGGAGCCGCUGCUAAUGAAUAUCAUGACAUUCCUUACCAUAUAAAAAAGGAUGUGGCAAGUCGUUUAGCUCACAAUUCUUGCGUUUGCCUGGCUGAUGAGGAAACAGUUCACCUGCCGUUCUCCGAUCUGCUCUUCCCGCGAGUGUGGGCUCAAAACAUCGAUCAAGAUUUCUUGGAGUUCCACCCUAACCCUGAGGGGAUAAUACGUCACAGAGCUCAGGAGUACAGCAGCUUUCAGGAGAGGUCCUACAAUCCUGCAGAUGUCCUAAUUAUAUCUGAGGCCAACAGUCCACUUCAAUAUCCCACGCAGGGUGUGGAGGUGCGACCUCUCAAAACGAUCAUCGUUCCUGGUUUGAGUCUCAAAGAAGAACCAAGACCAGAACACAAAGUAUAUCUGAUAGCAACACUGGGACUGGGGACUUUUAACGUUGCUGCUGCCGUGGACGAGGUCUCCGUGAAAGGCGAGGGAGAGAAGGAGAUGAUUCUGUCGAGUCCUUCCCUCCGUGCUCUGAACAGGCAACUGCAAUUUGUCACCUAUACAAACACUGUGUUCCACCCAAAGACAGCAGAUACAAUUCAAUUUGCGACUGAAGCUCACCAGGCAUUUUUCACCGUCAAAGUUGGACAUGAAACUGUUCCGAAACUUUACAACUCUGGAUACCAAGAAGAGUACAACAUUACUGCUCUUGUUACCAUCGCCACGAAGACCUUUCUGCGUUAUGACAAACUCAAGGAUCUCAUCGACAGCAUACGGCUGUAUUAUCCCACCGUCACCAUAGUGAUAGCAGAUGAUAAUGAACACCCUCAGCCAGUGAAAGGUCCUUACAUUGACCAUUACAUUAUGCCGUUUGGAAAGGGUUGGUUUGCGGGGAGAAAUCUAGCAGUGUCUCAAGUUACCACAAAGUAUGUGCUCUGGGUGGAUGACGACUUCAUCUUUACUGCAAACACAAAGUUGGAGAGGAUGGUGGACAUCCUGGAGAAGACAACUUUGGAUCUGGUCGGCGGUGCGGUGAGAGAGGUGACAGGUUACACUGCCACCUAUCGUCACACCAUUUCAGUGGAAGAAGGGGACGGGGACGGCGACUGCUUGCAUAUCAGAAAUGGCUACCACCACAUCAUUGAGGGAUUUCCCAACUGCGUGGUGGUUGAUGCCGUCAUCAACUUCUUCAUGGGACAGACAGACAAAGUGCGGCAGGCCGGCUUCGACCCCCGCCUGUCACGGUUUGCCCAUCUGGAGUUCUUCAUCGACGGUCUGGGCUCCCUCCACGUUGGUUCCUGUAGUGACGUCGUCGUCAACCAUGCGUCGAAGAUCCAGCUACCCUGGACUAAAACAGAGUCGCAAAAGUCCUACGAAAAGUUCCGCUACUCGCCCUCCAAAGGGUAUGCAAGCCUUCGUAAUGAAGUCUUCUACUUCAAGAACAGGUUCAAGUGCAUGACCAGCCACUGAAAGAUGGUCUCCCGUAUGUGAGGGAAAAGUGGAAAAUAAUUAUUUUUGUAACUUGAAUGUAAGGAUGCUCCUCUAUUUGAGGGGCUUUGUGACUGUGAUUGUUAGAUUGAAGAGUACGUACAGUAUGUAUUGUAUUAUGUAGUGGGUAAAACCUUAAUGUGGCAGGUUGAUGAAUUGAGAAAUUCUUUUGUUUGUUUUGUCUUCAGUGUAAUGAAAAUGUUUGAAAAUGACCAAUGGACAAGUGCAGGGAUAGAUUUUUUGUUUGUUGGCUGUUGUUUGUUUGGCAUUGAGGAGUGGAUCCAAUGUCACAUCAUAGAAACUCAAGGGAUAUUUAAUUCAGAGGGUUGGUAAACCUGUGGUAGUCUAGUUAACAUUCUGUAAAUAGAGACUUCUACCCCCACCCUCCCCUUUUGACCAUUUGUUUGCGUAAACGUGCAUAACAUCUGUUAAACAGAUUGAUGGUACAAUGGUUUUAAACCUGUUUCAUAUCAUAUUUAGUUAAUUGUUGUUAAGUUGUGGUAAUUUUUUUAUACGCUUGUGGCCAGUUUUUUGUAUCAAACGAAAUUUGGUUUGCACAUUUUUACUUUAUAAAUUGAAUCAUGGAUUCGACAUGUUUUCUGAGUCUAAACGUUGUAUGAGUCGUUUUUACAGCUCUGCUUCACUUAGGCUGCACUUUGCAUUUCAGAAUUCAUCUCCUAGUAUUCCUAUUGUAUUUGUGGUUGCAUCGUCGAUUUUUUUGAAGUCUACGGCUGGGUCUCGAAUAAAACAUAUCCGUCACAGCAGUAUUACUGAAAAUGCUUGAGUAAGAUGUCUCUACACACCAGUAAAUGCAGGUAACCAUUUACACUCAUUCACACUUCACAUUUGUGUCAUUGGACGGUGGGAGGAAGCAGGAAAUCGUGGCAGCUCUACACAGAAAGGCUGUGUGAACCCCUACAUUGUGCUACACCCUUUCAAUAAUAUCACGUGAAAUUUUAACUUAAAUUGUUGUUGAAGUUUACAUUCAAAAACUUCCCAGGACAUUGUUUUCUAUGUGAUGGUCUUGUGUAACGCUGUGUACUGAAUGUGAAUGAUGUAAAAUGCUGACUGUGGUACCUUAUUGGUUAAUUGCUGCUAACCAGGUACUGUACACAUUAGUGUGUCCUUCUUUCUGGCACAACCAAUCCACUGCGGAGUGGAUUAUUUAUAAAGAGUGUACUAUGUUUUCUGAUGUGAACCAGGCAUUUUCCAAUAAAAAUCUUUUGUAAUUUUUCUUAAA
Messenger RNA from Mugil cephalus (flathead mullet), 3084 nucleotides. It is a transcript of the gene b4galnt1a, whose product is annotated as beta-1,4-N-acetyl-galactosaminyl transferase 1a. Gene Ontology annotation, molecular function: hexosyltransferase activity. The record is from RefSeq and is a predicted model, not a curated record. Gene Ontology annotation, biological process: ganglioside biosynthetic process. Bases 225 to 1826 code for a protein of 533 amino acids. Lineage: Eukaryota; Metazoa; Chordata; Actinopteri; Mugiliformes; Mugilidae. Gene Ontology annotation, cellular component: Golgi membrane. The transcript is spliced from 11 exons.